ACCAAGUUAAACCCUUCUGAGUAACGGUCUCUGUGGCAAAUAGGAAAUAAAGCUCAUUAAGCAAUUGAAAUUACCAUAUUCUUACCAUAAAUGACAGAUGAACGAAAAUUUCCAAACGAGCUGUUGGCUUUGGUCUUUCAACAUUUGACUAAGCGAGACUUACUCAACUGCACCUACACUUGUUGGGCAUGGAAUUCCAUUGGUAAUGAGCGCUUGUAUUAUAAAGUUUACGGCAAUUCGAAUGAUAGGUUUCGCAAGCUUAUUCGCACAAUCACUGGAGCUCCAUCCCAGACUGGAGUCAGCACUGCAAAUGGUAUGCCUCGGCAAUUAGGAAAGCUGAUUAGAGUGAUAAAAUUACAGAGAGACUACUACUUUCACGCAAAUUCGCGAUGGUACGCAGAACUAUUAUCUAAAUUGGCGACAGUGACACCAAACGUUCAUACUGCGGACAUAUAUGGACCAAACAUAAGUCCAUCUGUCGAGACUACGACAGAAUUUGAUUGGGAAGCGUCUCUGUCUUCCAAAUGGCCACAUUUACGAAGAUUGCGAAUAGCGGCCGGAAAACCGACAGGAGAUAUAAAAUUCCCUGCUAACAACAUGGAGACCCUACUCAACCGUCUACAUUAUCUUGACAUUGUCUACUGGCCUGACUUUCCUGAGUAUUUACCUCCAUCUCCACUCAUGGUGUCAGAUAUAAGGAUGCUUAAGGUAGCGGUACAAGAUAAAUCAUCUUACCAUCGUCUAAAGGAGUUAUUGAACAGCUGCCAAGACACACUGAAUACCCUCACUUUGUCAUGGUCUGCGUCAAGUGGAUCGUUAAGCGUAGACGAUCUUAUCACAGGACUUCGGCAGUUGAAGAAAUUCGGGUUCAGCUACAGCAUUAGCGCAGAUCUCACUAUCAGUACCUUUGGAGACCAUGUCGAACAUCUUGAGCUGAUUGGAUCUCACCGGCUGGUGGAAAAUGAGGCUGAUAGAAGAGUAACCAACGCAACUCUAAAGACAACAGGACUCAAAACGCUGCGGGUCGCACGAUGUGAACAUUUUGUAGACUACUUGGCAGAUAUCCUGGCGGCUAAUGCAAGCACUCUUCAGAAUCUGUAUUUUACGGGUGAUUCGGGCGACCUAUUGAUUGAAGGCUUGAUGGACAACAGCGCACACUUGAACAAUGUUACAACAUUAUCCUUUGAAUGUGGCAUGCUCAACGACUUGAAAGCAAACGAUUUGGCGGAUAUUUUUCCAAAUGUCCAGUUUUUAGAAAUGACUGCUGGCCCAUUUAGCUCUGUCGAGCGUUGGAUUACUUCCAAGACUCUACGCAAGUUUCAUCAUUUGAAAGCGAUAGGAUCAAUAACCUUUAGAGAGCUUCUCGAGCCAAAUGGCUAUACUUUAGCAUUUUGCGAUAUGGAACGAACGCUGUUUUUGGCUGACGUUUCGGAAGGGUAAAUUCACAUUUUGUAGAACAGUAUGUGUAGAGUUGGCGUAUGCCCAUAUAUUAUUUUCCAUACAAUUUCGUCCGUUUUACUGCUCUAUAUCGUCGCAUGUAAAACCAUUCAGAUAUCUAUUGCACUAAUGGCUUCUACACUCCACUUCUCCCUUACUCUGCGACCAAGACCCCCUUCGGGCACAGUCUCUUCAUCGGAGUUCGUCUUUCUAUCCUCUACUGAAUUAUAUUUGUAUGAUAGGCUGAAAAUAAAUGAUAUGCUGCAAGCAAUAUAAGGCUGUUCCCGUAA
Umbelopsis ramanniana AG is the source of this 1727-nucleotide messenger RNA. RefSeq lists its product as uncharacterized. The transcript is spliced from 3 exons. Gene Ontology annotation, molecular function: protein binding. NCBI's taxonomy places the organism in Eukaryota, Fungi, Mucoromycota, Umbelopsidomycetes, Umbelopsidales, Umbelopsidaceae. Bases 91 to 1440 code for a protein of 449 amino acids. The record is from RefSeq and is a predicted model, not a curated record.